AUGGCAUUCGCUGGAAAAGAUCCACUAAGAGCUCCAAUAUCUCUUGCUCUAGACAAUAGAGUGCGCUAUAUCGGACCAUACAAGAUCAUCGGAAAAGUAGGUUUCGUAGCUUACCGAUUGGAACUACCUUCAGAAAUGAAUUUGCAUCCUGUAUUCCAUGUUUCCAUGCUGAGGAAACAUGUGGCGAAUCCAAACAUCGAACCAGAACGAGUAGAAUACCUUCGGCAAGACCUCACUUACCCGGAAGGACCUAUUGAUGAUAGGAUUUGUGUGUGGAUGUGA
Molecule: messenger RNA, 282 nt
Organism: Microthlaspi erraticum
Lineage: Eukaryota; Viridiplantae; Streptophyta; Magnoliopsida; Brassicales; Brassicaceae
Source: the annotation of a GenBank genome assembly